UGUUGCUUCUGACUGUAAGAAAAGGGAGAGCGAUGCAAAAACGAACAUCGGAAAUGUCUUCAACAGCUGUACUCCUGUCCAGGUAACCUGCCCAGGUGAGGGUUGGCACGGGCAAUGGAGGUAGGAAGCCUACCGGUGGAGCUGUGGAGGCUCAUCUUGGCUUAUCUCCCCUUGCCGGAUUUGGGCCGGUGCUGUCUGGUGUGCAGGGCCUGGCGAGAGCUCGUCCUCAGUUUGGACAGCACCCGUUGGCGUCAGCUGUGUCUCGGGUGCCCGGAGUGCCGUCACCCGAACUGGCCCAGCCGGCCGCACCUGGAGCCCGCCUCGUGGCGCGAGGCUCUCCGUCAGCACGCUCUGGCCAGCCGAACCUGGACCCAGAACGGGCCGGAGCUCCAGUCCUCGGCCUGCAUCCACCUCUUCCGUCGGAGGAAGGACAGGAGGGUGUGGCACGUCGGUACCGGACCGGGCUGCGAGUACGAGACGCUCAGGGAAGCUCUGGCGUUGGCCGGGCCGUACGAUCGGGUGGCGCUGUACCCUGGCGUGUACGAGGAGCAGGCAGAGGUGACUCUGAAGGUGCCAGUGGAGAUUGUGGGCAUGGGAAAACUAGGGGACGUGGCACUGUUAGUUAGUAUCGCCCAGCAGUGCCCCACUGCCAGGCUAUGUAACCUGGUGUUUAUGCCUGCGUGGUUCUCACCUGUGGUUUACAAGACAUCUUCAGGUCACGUACAGUUAGACAACUGUAACUUUGAGGGCUGUCAGCUUCACGUGAGAGGACCCGGAACCUGCCAGGCUCGGUUCUGUUCGUUUGCCCAAGGCAGCUCCGCCCACUUCCUGGGUGUGGCCAUCAGCCUGAUGGAAAGCUGUGAGUUCUCGGGCGGUGACUCCGCCUCCGUCACUGUGGAAGGAGCUCCCGUCUCUGAACGCAACUGGGCGUGUAAGCACCUCGCUGCCCUGGCCAAAACCUUCACCGCCGUGGCAGCGAGCAACGGGACGGUCGUCACGGACGCGGCCAACCAGACCGCGAAAGGCGAGGAGGGAGGAGACAAUCCUGAGACCAUGCCCCUGGGUGGAGCUUACACCUUAGAGGACUGGAGCAAGCAGGAAAUGGAUCGCCGAAAGGGCGGGGCUAAAGGUUUUCCCGAGGACGGAUUGUAUCAAGGUCAGGACACGGCGAUCGAGGACUCAUGGAGCGAGAGCGAUCCCAGCGAAGAGGAGGAGGAGGAGCGCGACGACAUCGACGAGGACGGAACGUCAAACGGCCCCGUUUCCACGGACUACAGACUCUCGUACGAACAACACGGGCUGGCGCACCUGUUGGAACCCAGACUGAACGCGGCUUUUCCCGCGUUGCGGAGCCUGUCGCAGGAGUUGCAGCGCGAUGCGGAGGCGCAGAUGUUGGCGGCCGCGGUCCAGGGCUGCCUGCUACGCCGCUGUUUACUGCGUGACGGGAAAGGGGGCGUUCACAUCUGUAAUUACGGACAGGCUCGAUUGGAGGCCAACGUGUUUAGAGGACUCAAUUAUGCCGUUCGUUGCAUCCAGAAUGCAAAGAUGGUGAUGUUGCGUAAUGAGGUGAGUGGAUGUCGGGCGUCGGGCAUAUUUCUGCGUCUCUCUGCUCAGGGUCUCAUUGCCGAAAACAACAUCCAUUCAAACGCAGAGGCGGGACUGGACAUUCGCAAGGGAGCCAAUCCCAUCAUCCUGUGUAACAGAAUCCACAGUGGGCUACGUUCCGGAAUCGUUGUCCUGGGAAAUGGCAGAGGUUGUAUCCGCAGCAACCAGAUCUACGGCAACAAAGAGGCGGGAGUCUACAUUCUCUUCAAUGGAAAUCCAGUGGUCAGUGGGAAUCAUAUCUUUCAGGGCCAGGCUGCAGGUAUAGCUGUCAAUGAAAACGGCAGGGGGCUCAUCACAGAGAAUGUGAUCAGACAGAACCAGUGGGGCGGUGCCGACAUCCGUCGGGGGGGCGACCCAGUCCUGCGUAAUAACUUCAUCUGUCACGGUUACUCGGACGGCGUGGUGGUGGGAGAGAGAGGACGGGGUCUUAUCGAGGGAAACCACAUCUAUGGUAACAGGGGUUGUGGCGUUUGGGUGAUGUCGACCAGCCUACCACAACUUGUAGGGAACUACAUUACCCACAACCGCAUGUAUGGACUUGCAGUGUUCUGCCGGAAGGAUCCAGAUGCUGCUGGUGCCAGAGAGGUCAUUCGCUCAGCACAGGAGAGAGAGAGAAGAGGUGGAGGAGAACGAGGAGGAGGAGGAGGCGGACAGGAAAACUUAAAUGAAGAAGGAGAAAUGAUGGCAUGGGAGAGUGAUUUGGAUAGCGAGGACGAGCGGUUCUCUUCUCGACGGCCAAUCACCGUUGCCCUGGUGGAAAACAACUGCAUGAGCCGUAAUGGAGCAGUGGGAGUCUAUGUCAAGAGCAGUGAGGCGUUGAAUGUGGUGUCGAACAUGGUCAUUGAGAACAGAGGAGCAGGUGUGGCGGUCAUACAGAGCGCUCAGCUGACUCGCCUGGUCGGCAACUGUAUCCGUGGUAACGGCCGCGCCGGCAUCGCUGUGGAGCGGGAGUGCCGGGUCGAGCUGCGCUGUAACGGUGUCUAUGGCAACGGUAGCCACGGCAUUUGUUUCCGGGGAGACGGGCAGGUCGUGGAAAACGACGUUGUUGGAAACCGUGCCUUCGGGAUCCGAGUGAUGGAGAAUGCAGACGUGCAGGUCUUAAGGAAUCGUGUUCAGGCGGGGCGUGGCUGUGGCAUAGGUGUACAGGAGCAGGUAAAAGGCUUAAUCCAGGAGAAUCUGGUUUAUCAGGGUCACCCGGCGAGUGCCAAACCCCAGAUACAGCACCAGCCUCACAACCCCGACUGUGUGUUACUCAGCAACCUUCUCCUCACGCACACGCACAGGAGGUCAGGGAAACUACCGGUACCCUGGGCUCUGGAAAACCCUCCUCCUCGUCCUCACGGAAAAGAGCCCUCUCACACACCUCCCUCGGCCCACCCCGCCCACUUAGCGAUCAACGUGACAAGCAGGAUCACUGCCACGGUGGAGAGCGGUUGCCAUAACAAUGGCAGCAUCUUCUGUUCCAUCCUUUGA
This is a messenger RNA of Chanos chanos (milkfish), 3078 nucleotides long. It is a transcript of the gene fbxo10, whose product is annotated as F-box protein 10. The coding region runs from base 115 to 3078 and encodes 987 amino acids. NCBI's taxonomy places the organism in Eukaryota, Metazoa, Chordata, Actinopteri, Gonorynchiformes, Chanidae. Gene Ontology annotation, biological process: ubiquitin-dependent protein catabolic process; regulation of apoptotic process. The record is from RefSeq and is a predicted model, not a curated record. Gene Ontology annotation, molecular function: protein binding. The transcript is spliced from 11 exons.